CGAACUCAGUUCUGCUAAGGGUCCGUGUUGUACGCUGGUUACUUCAGUCGAGCUGGGAUGAGUCGUGGACGAGCACGGAGGUGACGGUGAUGUCUCUUAACUCGAGCGGAACUCGUUCCGCACUUCAGUUACUGCAGACUUUAGUGGGAGUGAAGAUUUGGCACAGCAUAUUAGAUAUAAUCAAAUGGUCAUAGGGGAGCCGAAGAUGUCACAUCUACCCACUGACCAGAAGCUUUUCUUCAAGCAACUUGAAAAUCACAGCCACCAGAAGAGAAAUUCCAAAGCCACCACAGAAGUGCUGACUAGGGUAUCAUAUCCUAGUUCAUCUCAGGACCCCGCUUGGCGUUCGCUUGGCCUCUCUGGGAUCAGCAAUGGCUCCACUGAGUACACCGAGUGGCUUCCAACAAAGCCUACCAGCAGUAAGGAUGAGAUGGCUAGGGGUAGCGGCAUCAUUCCAGGUUUCCUUGUAAAUACUCCUGUAACAGAAACUGUGUUUAUACAGCGUGCUCGAGUCAGGAAUGACAAGCUGCGUUGGGGCACAACCCUGGUCAUCCUUGUUGAAUUCUCAAAGGCUUUUCUUAACUUCAAAAUAAACGGGCAUUGUAUGGCACAGAUAUAAACGGACGAAAAGUAGAUCACCUCUCGGGGCUUAGGCAUAGGAUUUUCUAAAAGGUUGGUCACGAGGAUGGAGGUCUGUCCUGUGGAGUGCUCACAUCUUAGAAUGACACUUCCUUCUGGUAGCCUCUGAACUUGCAGGUGGUGGACCGAGAAGGUGGAGUCAGCUACCCUCACUGAGCGUGUUCCCGCCACUGUGAAGGGAAGGGACGAGCAGAUUGGCACCAGCGCCCCCUUUCGUGCCGGAGUGGAAUUACAUACCUUCAGUGAGCCUGAAUGGUGAACAUCUGAAACAUGUGUGACAACUCUGUGAGAAUGGUAUAAGUGUACACUGGCAUAGGUGUCAUCUAUCCUUCAAGAUAUUUACGCCAGCUGUUUUCUAAAAUUGUGUUUUGUGUUGCACACUUUUUGAAGGUCAUGCCUGAAUGUUAUGCCUGUUACCUUUACAGAUCACACAACAAAAGUGUCAGGUGCUGAGGCUUGAUUUGUAGCACUGGCUUUACUGUAUCAUCAUCUGUAGUACGCCCCAGUCCCCAAGCAUGAAAGUAACGUUGUGUCCCCUCAUUGUAAUGUUUAAUAGAAAUGUAAGAAUAUACUGCUGAACAAGUAUGUACAGUUGUGGCCAAAAGUUUUGAGAAUGACACAAGUAUUGGUUUUCACAAAGUUUGUUGCUUCAGUGUUUUUAGAUCUUUUUGUCAGAUGUUUCUAUGGUGUACUGAAGUAUAAUUACAAGCAUUCCAUAAGUUUCAAAGGCUUUUAUUGACAAUUACAUUAAGUUUAUGCAAAGAGUCAAUAUUUUUAGUGUUGGCCCUUCUCACCCUGGCAUGCUGUCAAUCGACUUCUGGGCCAAAUCCUGACUGAUGGCAGCCCAUUCUUACAUAAUCAAUGCUUGGAGUUUGUCAGAAUUUGUGCUGUUUUGUUUGUCCACCCGCCUCCUGAGGAUUGACCACAAGUUCUCAAUGGGAUUAAGGUCUGAGGAGUUUCAUGACUAUGUGACCCAAAAUUUCGAUGUUUUGUUCCCCAAGCCACUUAGUUAUCACUUUUGCCUUAUGGCAUGGUGCUCCAUCAUGCUGGAAAAAUGGAUGGUCAUCCUGUCAAAAUGUUCCUUCCUUGCGCUCGAUGUCAGCUGAGGCAGGUUUCUUCUGCCCUGUGACCCUGCUCUGGUUAAAAGGAUUAAGAAAAUGGAUGGAUAGAUGUAAGAUUGUGACUUCAUACAUAAUGUUUUGUUAGAUUAUAUAUUUUUAUUAUAUACCCCCCAAAAGAAAAAAUUUAAAUCUGAAGCAAGUAAAUGUAGAAUAGAAAUAAAAUUUUUCUAUUCAUGGCAGAAUUCUGUGGAGAAAACUUUUGGGUAAUAUUGUG
Molecule: messenger RNA, 1974 nt
Organism: Erpetoichthys calabaricus (reedfish)
Lineage: Eukaryota; Metazoa; Chordata; Cladistia; Polypteriformes; Polypteridae
Exons: 5
Coding region: 185-619 (144 amino acids)
Source: RefSeq, a predicted model, not a curated record